Molecule: messenger RNA, 1615 nt
Organism: Caenorhabditis angaria
Lineage: Eukaryota; Metazoa; Nematoda; Chromadorea; Rhabditida; Rhabditidae
Source: the annotation of a GenBank genome assembly
AUGGACGAUUUCAAGCACGGACAAGUUUGUAAUGAUUGGAUAAUCUGGAAGAAUUGUGGACACAAUGGAUAUGCGCAUGUUUAUCAAGUUAGCGAUAUGAAAAAAGAGGUUUAUGUAAGUGAAUUUUAAUUUCGGCCUAAAUUAAGUGGUUUUGAUUAACAUUUAUAAGUUUCAGGGCACAAUGUAUGCUGAAAAAUUGAAAGAAGAUCGGAGUUCAACAAUUGGAAGCUGCCUGGAUUUUUUAAUCGAACAACAAGCAAUGGGAAAUGGCUAUAAAUUUGUGACGGUUAUCGAUUCGAAAAUGAUUGAAGAGGAUUGGAUUUAUAUGAUCACCCAAUUUCGACCUGGCCCCAGCUUGGAGCAAUUGAUAAAUUGUCAGAAAUCUGGUGGGAAGUUUGAUCCGGUUACCUGCACAUUUUUCGCGAUUGAUAUGCUACAAGCUAUCGAAACGAUCAUCGAAUCAGGACACGUUUUGCAAAGUUUUGAAAAAUCACAUUGGAGAUUUGAUGUGAAUUCGCGAAUCUUUUAUCUCUCGGACAUCUCAGAUCUCGCAGUUUGCACAGAUCGACGAGCCAAUGUUUUUCGCAAAAAACUCAAGAAAAAUCCGCAACUCUUCAGUGGCGCCUCGGCUUCCUUGAAUUGGAAGGGUGAUAUCAAAUACGCGCCAAUUUCUUUCAUCGAAGACGGAAAAGAUCAUCGUAUGUCUGAAAUGGAUAUGUUAGAAGUUGCGAUUUAUGUGUUCUAUGAUUUAGUGAGCGGCAAAUUACCAUGGGAAACAUCGCAGGAUUUGGAUAAGAUUUUGAAGAUGAAAGAAGAGUUUCUCGAUUAUCGAAGGUUGCAAUGCAAUGACAGUGGUUUUAAUAUAGUGUGAGUUACGAUAACUUGCGAAGAAACUUAUGAAUACGAGUUAUGACGUGGCAAAGAUCGAAUUAUUUGCUUCAAAUCAAAAUAUAACAACGAAACAUUGUCAUUAAAUUGAAUUAUUUUCAUUGAAACUGGCAAUGUUUCUUCGUUUUAUUUUGCUUUGAUGUAAAUAAUUUGAUCUUUGCCACGUCAUAACUCGAGUUCAGUCUCAAAUUUUCUUACAAAACCAAAACCUUUUGAAAAUUUCAGUCUUCGUAACAUGGUGGAACGUUUGAAGCAGGCGAAAAUUGAAGAAGUUCGAUUGGCAUCAAAACCAACGAUGUUUGGAGCUUGGUGUCCGCACGGUCUCCGCGGUCCCGCCCAAUCUUCCGCCUUCAAUUACGAUAAAAUGCACAAAGAUUUCCGCCAAUUGAUCACAAAUCAUCAGCCAAAAACAAUCAAUUUCCGCGAUGCUAUGCUUUGUUUUGAAGUCGAGUUGAAAAUCGAAGAUAUGUCGGAAAAUGUUCGGAAGAAAUUGGAAAGGAAAGAAUUGUUGAGAAUGUUGAAGGAGCAAAAAGAGGAGAUGAGACGAGAAGAGGCGUUGAUUGAACAUUAUUCGGUGAUGAAGGAGGAUGAUAUGAUGCAGGAGAAUAUUUUGCAGCAGAGGAUUCGGGAGAUGAUUAAGGCUGUCAAAAUUGAGUGUGGUAAGCGAUUUUUUAAAAAAGAAAACUUUUUGGGAACUCCAAAUUUUGAAAGAAUAUUUAUUGAUUGA